Molecule: messenger RNA, 1845 nt
Organism: Moneuplotes crassus
Lineage: Eukaryota; Ciliophora; Spirotrichea; Euplotida; Euplotidae
Source: the annotation of a GenBank genome assembly
AUUUGAACGAUAGGUGAUGGAGUUGAAGCAGAAGAGGAUCGUUUCUAAAAGUGUUGCUAUGAGAAAAACAAACCGUAGGAGCCCGUUGAAUGAGCCGAGAAACUGAGAAGUACCUGAUGCAGAAAGGAGGUUAAACCGCUCAGUUAACAGUAAAUAGCUCUACAGGGAGGAUCUUCCAGUACCCUCUCAGCGGUCUUCUCCAGAUCCAGACUAAGCGCAAGUUUAGGGAGGAUGAAUUCGAGCAGCCUUAUUACAAGUUUGUGAAAGUCCGAAAAAUAUUUUUGAAUGGAAAAGGACUGUACGAACUCAAGCUUGUCCAAUAUUGUUUCGUAAACUCCAAUCUGCCGCUCUACAAUGCUGUUCCGCUUAAUAUGAUGCUGACUGAAAAUGAGGAAAAGAGAAAGCAAAGACUUCCCAGUAUUGGGGAAGCAGGGGUAGACGAUUCUUAUAAUGUAUUAGCCUGCGGACGCAAAUAAAAGGAAAUAUGUAGUUAAAAGAGAGAGGAAAAAGGCUAUUAACCCCUACAAAAUGGCCAAUUCGAAGAAAAAGUUCAAGAAAUUAGACAAUAUUUAUAAAAGAAUCAACUUUAGGAUGAUUCAGGAGUCUUUCCAGCAGCUUAAGGACCAUUUCGAAAGCGAUUUUGAAGGAAUUGAUUCAGAUAAUAACUUCUACGAAGGUGUAAGCGUCUCUGUUAAGGAACCUCUCCCACUUUCAUUGCUAAAAUCAGGAUUGAACCCAUACAACAGUAUUUCAAUGUCGCUGAUGCCACAGGUUAUGAUAUUUGCUUAUGAUAGGAACCCAGAAGUCAUCAAGCCUAGGAAGUAUUCAAUUAGCGCCAAAAAGGUGGACAAAGAAGCAUACCUCAAGAGAUGAAAGCAAGGCCUCAAUGUGGUCUCAAACAUUCUCUCCAGAGUUGAGCUUAGUCGUAAGAAGAUCAUCUGGGAUGUUCUCGAAGAGAUAAGAAUCUCUGAAACAGAUAAAAUCAUAUGAAGAAAGUCGUUAGAGAAGGACUCUGAUUCCAAAUCCAUGUUGAAGUCUCCCUCUAUGAACGAGAAGACUGAGCCAAGUACUGAGAUCGACCAGCAGGUGAUUGACAAGACUGACUUAGACUAUUACUUCUUGGAAAAACUUGAGCAAAUGCGUGAUAAAGGAAUCAAGGACGAGGAAUACGACUUAAUUGAACAAAAUGAAAAGUAUUCACUGGAAAGGGAUGAUACAAGGUUUGAUGAGGCCGGGUAUCCCUCUGAUCAUGAAAAGUCAGAUAAUAAUGUAUCAGAGAGACUCAUUAGUAAGCUAAACAGAGGCUCAAAGGAUCUUGGCAACGGCAUCUUAGCUGAUUAUGAGGAAGAAGAACAGGUGUACUAUUGUCAAGAUGGUGAUCUUAGGGAACAAGUUCAUCAAAAUCCCAUGUCGCUCAAAUCAGUCGAGGAUAGAGGAGAUAGCUCAGUUUAUACACUUGAGCUUAAGUCGAUCCUUAAGGAUUGAAAUCUAAACGCCCGCUUAUCCGACUUAAACAGUGAUUUAACUUUGAGCAAAUGAAUAACAGGAUCUCUGGCCGACUCUAAAAAUAGUGACAUGAACUUCACUGGUAAAAUUAUGAAUGAAGAUAUUGAAAUGAUGUCAAAAGAGAUAGAGCAAAUUCGAGACCAGAUCCUUAAUAGCUCAGAGUUAGCCAUGUCCAAAAAGUAUGCCUCCUCUGGGUGUAAGACAUCUCCUAAAAGGAGAGGAUUGGGCUCACAGUUUAUAAAUACUCUCAGACUUUCAUCGAGUGAUGACGGAUACAUCGAAGACUCUGAUUAAUUAAAAUGGUUUGCCACCAUCCAUUUAUUUUCAGUAUUAAUAAAU